CUAGUAAACUUUCACAUGUCUUUGAAUAUUUUGUUAGAAAUGGGAUUGUUAAGUUAUGGUAUGUUGAAAUAUAUUGGGUAUAUUCAGUAUUUAUACGAUAGGAAACUAUAUUUUCAAUCUCAAUUAAUUAUGGAAAUUUGGCAAUGACUAGACAAACUAAUCAUUGUUUUCAUAGACAAGAGACAAAACAUUGCAAGGAAAACAAAAAAGAAUUCUCCAAGUUACUACAUUUCAUAUAUUUAAAAUAUUAAGAAAAAUGAAAAAAAAUUAUGUUGCUACCACUAUUGGUUGAAUGUCCACAUAAAACCAUAUACUAAAAGUUUUAUAUUAUUUAAAAAAAAAACAAAAAAAAUAUUUUAAUUAAACAUUUAAAUGAAAAGAGGCAUGCAUUUAGAACGGUCUAUAAAAAUAGGAACCUGUAUCAGUGAUCUCCCUCCCCAAUCGAAUAUUCUACCGAUCGCUUUACUUUCCCAAAUUCAAAAAUUUCCCGGAAAAUUUGUAAAGAAUCGUUACUUUCCCGAUUCAUUUCCCCAGUGAUAACCUAAGAUCUUCAUCGUAUUCAACCUUUCGUACAUAAAAACCAGAGCAUUAGCUUUUUCAAUCAUCACACGGUAACAAAACAAACAAAACAUGACGACGAAGCAGCUGGAUGACGUGGAGGCGGAGAAAGCGGAAGCGAUGAGGAGAUACAACAACCAGAAACGUCUCAGGAACAUCGUACGAGCAGCCGCCCUAUCUUUCUUCUGCUACUUGUGGUUUCCCACGCUACAAGCUGCCUGCGAUUGGUUUAACCGAACCGGACCGGUUAUUAAUUUAACCAAUCGCGCGCUCGUUUUCUUCUUCGUUAACGUACUCGUCGGUUCCAUCUUCCUUCUAUCUCGCGAUCACGGCGAGGAAGAGAGUGGGAGUGUUAGGACCAACGAGCCAGAUCUAUACGAUCAGUACACCUCCUUCUCCGCCGUAACCGUAGCCGUAACCGCCUCCGAUGAUGAUGAUUCGAAAAAGAAAAUCGUUCCGACGUUUAUCACGGAGGUCCACGAGGAGGUGGUUGCGGAGAAGCAAAUCGUUUCGGCGGAGGAGGUGGUGGUUGUAGAGGCGGUUACAACGGAGAAUAAGGUUAUCCGGAGGACUGAGUCGGCGAACUCGGCGAUCGAGAGGUUGAACAGCGAGGAGUUUCGUUUGAAGGUGGAGGCGUUUAUAAUGGAGAAGAAGAGAUGUCUUGUUCAGGAGGAAAACGACGUCGUUGGAUGGCUAGAAGAUGGUUCUUCUGGACUUGAGCUCGUUGGUGCUGACUCUAUCUAAAGUAGACGUGCAGUAAUGUGAUGUAAUAACCUCAAUUGACUGAGAAAAAAGUUGUUCUCUUUUUAGUCACGAAAUGGAUGACCACUUAUAAUGUA
Molecule: messenger RNA, 1397 nt
Organism: Brassica napus (rape)
Lineage: Eukaryota; Viridiplantae; Streptophyta; Magnoliopsida; Brassicales; Brassicaceae
Exons: 1
Coding region: 631-1302 (223 amino acids)
Source: RefSeq, a predicted model, not a curated record